Molecule: messenger RNA, 3420 nt
Organism: Symbiodinium sp. CCMP2456
Lineage: Eukaryota; Dinophyceae; Suessiales; Symbiodiniaceae
Source: the annotation of a GenBank genome assembly
AUGGAGCUCGAAGGGAUGGAUGACUCACGGAAUUCGGUGAGCUUUUCGCACUCUGCGCUGGCACAGGCUGGAGGAGUUCCAGAGAAGCACCGAGGCCGAAUGGCCGGGCAAGCGACAAAGCUAAGCGAGGAUGAUGUGAAGGGCUUGAUAAAGGUGAUGAAUCACAUCAAGGACCUGUACCAGAAAGAAUCCGAGCUGCUGCGUCAGCAGGAUUGCAUCUAUGAGACUCUGGCACACAUCGAAAGGGAGGGCGUUCCUGUUGAGAAGCAGCUGAAGAGCUUGAAGAAGGUGAGUGCCAACUUGGCCCAGCUCAAAGUGGUCUGUCAGUCUACUGAAACCGCGAUUCAGCCGCUGGUCCAGAUCCAGAGCGAGAUCUACAAGACCCGGAUCGCGGAGUUCGAGCAAGCGCUUCGGUCCUACCACACAGGGCUGAAGAAGGAAGCGUACUAUUUCUACAAAUCUGGCGUCGAGUUGGCCUUCCAGCGCAUUCAAGCAGUCACUGAGUACCUCGAUCUCAAAACCUCCGAGCUCCAGGAUCUGCAGCUGAUUGCCAAGAACUUCGAGUACCCCGAUGAAGUCAAGGAGUCCUUCCGAGUCAUGGGCAUGAUGCGGGAGGACGUGGCCCUCAUCAAGGCGCUCUGGGACCACGAGGUGGAGAGGAUCCGACUGACGGAAUCCUAUCUGGUCAAGAGGUGGGGCACUGUGGAUGCUUUGCAGAUGGAAGACGAUGUGAAGGCAAACUUCAAGAAACUCAAGGAGUACAAAGUUGACAAGAAAGUGGAUGUGUACGUUGGAAUGCAGGAGGUCAUCAAGCGAUGGGUAAUCUUCUGCCCUCUGGUUGGCGAGCUCUCCGACCCGUCUAUGAGGCCCAGACAUUGGUCGGCUCUGGUGACUCUCUGUGACAAGCAGCUGGAGGUUUCAAAGGAGCUCCUUCUCCGUGACAUGUGGAACAUGGAACUUCACAAAUUUCCAACAGAGGCCCUGGGUGGGACUUUGGGCUCGCACUUGCAGUGGGACACAGCUGCAGAGCAGCCCAGACUGAGCCACUUUGCGGGCAGACAAACGAAGUACCAUGAAUGCUGCGGCAUAGUCGGCGAUGGUCCUGGUUGGCCCCGCACGAAUGCUUACCGCUUAGAACAGACUGCAGUUUUUGAAACCUCACUUGGUGCGGCCGGUCCAGAUGGAGCUGGCCGGAAGCCGACCAGAGAAGCUGUGUCCUUCGACUGCAACCUGACCUUCUCCGAGCCGGUCGGUGGCAUGGUCUGGGGCAUCGCUGCAGAUGAGAGGCAUCGUCUGCUCAUCGCUCCAUCACUCGAUUACAUGGUGUACGUCUGGAACAUGACUGCGGCAGAGCCUGCGCGGUGGGAGCGGCACAUGCUUGACGAGCACACAGACGAGGUUUGGAGAGUGGCAGUGCAUUCCGAGCCAGAAGUUGGGGACAAGCCUGCACAGCCACACUUCCUGACCGGAUCAUUGGAUGGUACGGUGAAAGUCUGGAGCAAGACUGGCGAUGGAUUUCGGGGCCAUCUCCUCUACAACACGAGCCACAUGGUCACGGCGUUGGCUUCUUCAGCGUGGAUUGCGCACGGUGACAAGAGUGGCCUGAUCGGUGUGUGGUGGCGACCUGGCAACUGGUAUCGAGCUUUGCAGGCAGACUCCGUCAUGAUCCAGGCCUUGGCCUUUAUGCGCCAGAACCUUUUGAUCGCAGCUUCUGACGAUGGGUGGGUGAGGAUUUGGAAUGUCACAAUGGGCGAGGUGCAGCUUGCAUGGCGCGCCAACAACGGCAGCGUUGUCAGCUUGGCUGUGGAUCAAUCCCUGGCCACGAGUGGUUAUGACCGCAUUGGGAUACGAGAGCCCUGGUCACUCCAGCUCUGGGAUCCAGGGACUUCGCGGCUGCUUUCAGCGACCCGGAAGUUUGGCGUGGUGACCCACGUUGCGAGUUUUGGCCCUGACCACCUGGUCUUUGGUGGGCCAGAUCAUCUGGUUUACAUUGUGCUGCUGCCACAUUGGGAAGUGGUCCAAACCUUGAAAGGGCCCGAAGAUGCGGUCCAUGCGCUGCAUACGUUUGACGGUUUUAUUGCCAGCGGCAGUGCCGUCUGCUGUGGCGGUGCUAUCGCACAGCUUGUGAUUCUGAUGACUUCACAGGUUUCUGGCAGCGGCGAAAAAUGGAAGAGUGAUGACAGUCGUUUUGUAUUUGCUGACCAAAAGCUGGCGCUGGGUGGUUUCGAAGCUGUUGACUUGGAACUGCUAGAGCGGAGGGCAAAGAUGGAAGCGACUAUCGCCAAGCUCACCAGGAUAUGGUCCACCGUUGAGUUUGUGUACGAGAAGCACAAAGGCACUGAUGUGCUACUGAUGCGACUGCGGGAUGAAGAUGUGGAGAUCUUGGAAGAGAACCAGGAAUCAGAGCAGCUUCUUGAGAGCCUCCACAAGAUCCAUGAGGAGGAGGUCGAGGCCAUCUCUCGCAUCCUUGGCGACUCUCCGGAAGCUGCGCAUCGCUCCGAUGGCCCGGUGGUCAGCGCUUUGGGCGCCAUCUGCGAUCUCCACUCGGAAAUCGGUUCUGAGACAUCCUCGAGCCCAUCACCAAAAUUGCCCGAGAAGCUCCCGCUGCAGCUGGCCCUGUCUUUCCGCCUGCUCGCGCGCUUGACCACCACUCUCCGACGGUCUCUGGACGUGACAGUGAUGCAGGACAUGGUAUUGCCGGUGUCGCCGAUGUCGGGUGCACAACACUCCGCCGAAGGCAGAUCCAGUACGGUGGAAAGCCCAAGGGAGGAGCCGGCUCAGAGCAUGGCGACUUUGGAGGCCCCAGAGAGCUCCUCGGUUCAAUCCGAGAGCUUCGAGGAGCCUUCAGAGUCUUGGCUCGCCAUCUUGCAUGCCUCGGAUGUACUGCAAUCCUGGUUGGGACGACUUUGCCACGCGGGUGAAAAGUUCAUGUGGCUGAGCGUAUUCGGCCUGGAUCUGUUCGUCGUCAUUGCCAUGAUGCUGUUCAUGGAAUCAAUCGGUGGCAAGAAGCCGCAAAGAUCUCGACUGUUGUCCAAGCGUGAAGCCAAGGAGUUGGCAAAGAAGAAAACUGCUGCAGCUGCCGCUGGCACACCGAUCCCGACCCCAACAUCCGCAGCCGGACGGGAGAGCUCGCAGUGGCUCGCAUGGCUGUCGCAGGAAGAACUCCUCGCGGCAUUGCUCAAGGAGCACUGGUUCAAGUUCGCUGUAGGUCUUGGCCUUGCCAUUGUCGUUCGACUGCUGCAGCGAGUGAUGUCCAAGGAGAGCUUGACGUACCACCUGAUCGUCAACGUCACCAUGACUCUGCGCUUUGUUGGGCUCGCUCUGGUGUUGUUGCGUGAUGCAAUGCUCUCUCCCAAUCCGGAAGACGUGGCCAGGGAGGCCGUCAAUGUGCUGGCAGAGCGAGGUGUGUCGAGCCGCUGA